AUGCAGCUCCUGCUACUCUGGCUGAAGGUGUUUCUCUUCCUUGGUGGAUGGUCACCGCCUGUACAAUCUCAAAGCCAAGGUCCCUCAGAAGAAACUAUUCCCUUGAUGAUCACAGACUCUGACAGGGACACCAAGCCUUCAGAAUGGAUCUCUUACAGCCUGAAGUUUGAGGGUCAGAGACACAUUGUCCGUAUCAAGGCCAUCAAGCACUUGCUGGCUAGGCACAUGCCAGUGUUCACUUACACAGACCAGGGAGCUCUCCGUGAGGACUAUCCUUUCAUCCAGGAUAACUGCUACUAUUAUGGCUAUAUGGAUGGGGACCCAACAUCUCAGGUUUCCCUAAAUAACUGUUUUGGGGGACUCUAUGGAUUUUUACACAAAGACAACACAGUUUAUAAAGUGGAGCCCAAACUAAAUUCAACCACAUUUCAACACGUGGUAUCUAAGCUGGUCAGGAAGGAGAAAGAUUUCCCAGCUAGGAGGUAUGGAAUAACAGUUGAAGAAUCGAAAUACCAGUCCAAGAGUACAGGGGAUAACCAUUUAUCCACUUCAAGACAGAGCGGGAUAGAGGGCUGGUGGACCCACACACGAUACUUGCAAUUGGCAUUAAUUUGUAGUUUUGCUACUUAUUCUGAAUAUCGUGGUAAUGUCACAGUAGUACAGGAUUCACUUAUGUUAUUAUUAAGUUCAGUACAUACAAAUUAUUUGCAACUUGACUUACAUGUGACUUUAGUGGAACUUGAAAUCUGGACGGACAGAAAUCGUGCAUCUUAUCGGCAUGGUUUUUCAAUAGUUGAAACUUUCUGUAAAUGGAAGGAAACAUCUUUCAGUCUACACGUUCCACAUGACAUAGCAAUUUUAAUUGGCCGAUUAGGUAGACAGGACACAUUAUACAUGACUUAUCCAGGACAUGUGUGUGCUGAGACUGACAGAUGUGCUUUUAUUAACCAUAACACAUUUGAUGAUAUUACUGUAUCUGUGAUGAAAGCUACACAAGCAUUGGGUAAACAACUAGGUAUGGUUGAGGAUGGUGAUAAUUGUGUAUGUGGGGAACAAAUAUGCCUUAUGAAUUUGAACGCAAGUGUUGCACAUCGUUUUAGCAACUGCAGUUAUGCUGAUUAUUAUGCAGCCAACACAAAAUGCCUGCUUCGUGUACCAAAAGAUUUCAGAGAGGAACGUUGCGGGAACGGUGUGCUUGAAAAAGGAGAAGCAUGUGAUUGUGGCACCAUUGAUUCUUGUGCAGCAGAUCCAUGCUGUGAGACCGACUGCACACUGGCACCUGGGGCUGACUGUGUUGGGGGCCUUUGUUGCCAGAACUGCACAUUUUUGCCAAGUGGAACCCUGUGUAGAAAAGAAGAAAAUGAAUGUGACUUUCCUGAGUGGUGUAAUGGGAAAAGCUCUCAGUGUCCAGAUGAUGUGUAUGUACAGAGUGGGAUUUCCUGCGAGGGUGGUGGAUACUGUCAUGAGAAGAUGUGCAACAAACGUGAAGACCAGUGUAAAAGACUUUUUGGUGAAAAGGCUAAGAGGGCAGGUGUCGAAUGUCAUUCAGAUGUCAAUGCUAGGGGUGAUCGGUUUGGAAACUGUGGUUUCAACUUCACUUCAUAUACCACGUGCUCUAAAAGGGAUUCUCUGUGUGGAAGGCUUCAGUGUGAGAAUGUGGAAUCAAUUCCUAAUCUUCCAGAUCAUAGUACUUUGAUUUCAACGAAUAUCAGUGGCACCAUUUGUUGGGGGAUUGACUACCACCUGGGGACAAACACAUCUGAUUCUGGUGAUGUAGAAGAUGGAACUGAAUGCGGCAGACAUCAUAUUUGUGUUAAACGACGAUGUACCCCUAUAUCAUACUUCACAAAACGUUGCUCACCUCAGAUAUGUAGAAUGCGUGGAAUCUGCAACAAUAGAAAUCACUGUCACUGCAAACCUCCUUGGCGCCCGCCCUAUUGCUAUGUCCAAGGUGGGGGAGGUAGCCUGGACAGUGGCCCACCCAAUGCAAGUGAUUUUGAAGAGUCUGAAGAAGAUAUUUCAAUUGACAGUGAGAUUGGGUCUGAAAACAUACCACCACAUGCUUCUUUUUAUAUUCUUCAAUUGCGUGUCAUUGUACUGAUACUGAUUCUCCUUGUUAUAUUUGUCGAAACAGGCAACUGA
Messenger RNA from Sorex araneus (European shrew), 2142 nucleotides. Its product is annotated as disintegrin and metalloproteinase domain-containing protein 21-like. NCBI's taxonomy places the organism in Eukaryota, Metazoa, Chordata, Mammalia, Eulipotyphla, Soricidae. The record is from RefSeq and is a predicted model, not a curated record. The coding region runs from base 1 to 2142 and encodes 713 amino acids. Gene Ontology annotation, molecular function: metalloendopeptidase activity. Gene Ontology annotation, cellular component: plasma membrane; external side of plasma membrane; sperm head plasma membrane. The transcript has a single exon. Gene Ontology annotation, biological process: male gonad development; proteolysis.